AUGCCGCAGACUCCUUCAACUAGGUGGUGUCCAACCCCAGAGCAGCUGAUGAUACUGGAGGAGAUGUAUAGAAGUGGGGUUAGAACUCCAAAUGCUGCCCAGAUACAGCAGAUAACGGCACAUCUCUCCUACUAUGGGAAGAUUGAGGGCAAGAAUGUGUUCUACUGGUUCCAGAACCACAAGGCGAGGGAACGACAGAAGCUCCGCCGAAGGCUCAGUCGGCACCAACAGCUGCUCCACUACCAGCUUCACCAGUCAGAGGAUGCUCCUCCUCCUCCCUCCCCUAUACUCCAACGCCACAUGCCUCCUCACUUGCUCCAUCAGGUCUUCUUCUUCUUCUCUUGCCUUCAGGAGGCAACAACCCAAGGCAUGGAUUUGGUUGGCAAGUUGGAGACUGUUGGAACUGAAGAAGAAGAAGAAGAGCCGAUGACAAGUGCUAUGGGGUUUGAGCAAGAAUGGAUGACAACGAUGGAUGCGAGUUCACGUGUUCCUCCAUGCUGCAGGCCUCUGAAAACUCUGGAUCUUUUCCCUGUCAAAAGCACCGGUCUAAAAGAUGAAUGCAGCUCCUCCAAGUCCUCCUCAUGCUCCACGUCCACCAACUAA
This is a messenger RNA of Phoenix dactylifera (date palm), 603 nucleotides long. The record is from RefSeq and is a predicted model, not a curated record. Lineage: Eukaryota; Viridiplantae; Streptophyta; Magnoliopsida; Arecales; Arecaceae.